Messenger RNA from Cutaneotrichosporon cavernicola, 261 nucleotides. RefSeq lists its product as uncharacterized. NCBI's taxonomy places the organism in Eukaryota, Fungi, Basidiomycota, Tremellomycetes, Trichosporonales, Trichosporonaceae. Gene Ontology annotation, molecular function: ubiquitin conjugating enzyme activity. The record is from RefSeq and is a predicted model, not a curated record. Gene Ontology annotation, cellular component: nucleus. Gene Ontology annotation, biological process: DNA damage tolerance; protein K63-linked ubiquitination. The transcript has 2 exons. Bases 1 to 261 code for a protein of 86 amino acids.
AUGAACCCGCCCAAGGUCCGCUUCCUGACCAAGGUGUACCACCCGAACAUUGACAAGCUCGGCCGUAUCUGCCUCGAUAUCCUCAAGGACAAGUGGACGCCUGCGCUCCAGAUCCCUACCGUCCUCCUCUCGAUCCAGGCUCUUCUCGGCGCGCCAAACCCCGACGACCCACUUGCCAACGACGUCGCUCAGGCGUGGAAGGAGGACGAGAAGGCUGCCAUUGCUGAGGCGCAGCAGUGGACGCGGAAGUGGGCGUGCUAG